GAUGUAAAGUAUGUUAAAUCCUAGGAUUCUUUUCUUUUUGUACCUUCCUUGAUCUUUUGAUGGCUGCUAAACCAAAGUUUAGCCUAAAACUCCUCAUUGAUGAAGAGAAAAACAGAGUUGUUUUGGCUGAGACUUGUAAAGACUUUGCAGAUGUUCUCUGCAGUCUUUUGACACUUCCUAUGGGAACCAUUGUCAGGCUGCUGGAGAAGCAUCAGCAGAAUCCUCAGUCUUCUUCAAUCGUAGGUUGCUUUCACAAUCUUUACAAAAGUGUUUCAGACAUGGCCAUCGAUAAUUUCAAGACUCCAGGUUGUAAACACUUGUUGAUGCAUCCAAGGAGUAUGAAGGAGAGUCAUUGCAGGAAGCUAAAGCUGAACGUGGAUGACACUGAGGCGACCAAGUUCUUUCUAUGUCCAAAUUUUGUGUCUGUUGAGUCUUGCUGUAAGGUGUACAGCAAUGUAAGUACUUCAAGAUGUAGCUGUGGAAACUCAAUGACACGCGAGUUUCAGGUUGAAGAUGGAGAGGAAGAUAAAGUGGAUGGAGUGUUUCUCAGCUGCAGAACGUCUUAUAUUGUUACAGAUGAUAUGAAAGUGGCAGUAAACUCUAUGGGACUUGUACUGAAUGUUCUCAAUGGUCUUGGCUAUUCUGGUUUUGAUAAACUUCAAGAAAUGGUUAUUGAUGUUGGUUUUGAAGAGGUACUUUGACUUUCAUUGCCACGUUAUGUUUAGAUCAUGUUUAGGCUUGGGUGUUCGGGUUUUU
This is a messenger RNA of Brassica rapa (field mustard), 756 nucleotides long. RefSeq lists its product as uncharacterized. The record is from RefSeq and is a predicted model, not a curated record. Lineage: Eukaryota; Viridiplantae; Streptophyta; Magnoliopsida; Brassicales; Brassicaceae.